GCGUCUAAAUCUAUGAAAAAAAGUUGCCCACCGUGAACAUUUGCCAUCUCUUCAUUCCACCUUCUGCUCUAUUCAACUUCUUGAGGUACGGGAUAUCAAGCCGGUGGCAAUCGGGCACAAUGUUAUCUGCUACGAGGGUCCAAGGAGCUUGCCCCCAAUGCAGACUUCGUCUGCUCAACUUGUUUGAAAACGGCUUUGCUGGUUUGCGACCCGAUCCACCGCGAUCAUUAUCCCGGCCGAUAUCCAACGUUAGAAGUCUAUCACUCGGGCGGAAGAAUAAUGUCCGCUUCUUCUCAACAACAAAGCGCAAGCUUCAGGAUGUUCAACCUACAGAGACUGAGUCGCAACCAAGUGAUAUCGAAACCACAGUACGACAGGCAAAGCACGCAUUUGGCGAUACUUUACCAAAAGGCUAUUUGAACGAAGAGGAAUACAAGCUUUACGAAAGGCUGUAUGGUGCUCCUUUACGAGAGACCCGACCAGAAGAUGUAGGAAUAUCCACUUCUGAGUUCCAAACUGAAGACUUGCCGCGAGACCUGUCACAAAAGGUACUGCUUCGGGAAACAGAGGAUGGAACGCUAGAGGAAUUCGUAUACGAAACGGAUGUCCCAAUCUCCCCCCCAGAAGAGUCGAGUGAAGAAGCAACGGAUCUUUCUCCAGUUGAGGCUGCAGAAUUGGACGAGUUACCAUCCGAAGCCGGGUUGACUUAUAUAAAUGCCGUGGCUAAGAAUGAAAGAGAAUAUACUGCCUUGUUGAGGCUACAAAAAGAUUUUGAAACCUCUAGAUUGCGAGCCGCGGAAGAGGACGAAGUCGAUGACGAAGAAGAAGAUCCGGCAGAUGAAGAAGAAAUGGAGGAGGAAGAAGAUGAAUACGAAGACGAGCCAGAUGCAAGAUUUCAACCUUCGAUGAACCGCGUUCACGAGUACACGAGAAUAGGUGAAUGGGGACCCUAUCCUAGUACUCUCCACCUUCCCAAAGCAGAUUUUGUAAAUCCCAUUGGCGAAUUACUCAAUCGAACAGAUAUCAAGCAUGUCAAAGAAACGGCAGAGAAAGUCUUUGGCGGUGUUGGGCUGCCUCAUUCAGUUGCUACUCCCCCGGCGAGGAAGAAUGCGCCACAGAAUCCAGUAGCUAUGGAGGCUAGUCACCACAAGAUGAGCGAGAUUGAAGCCGAUGCUUACAUUGCAACAAACUUACCGGGAAUGUAUGCGUCUGUUAUGAGCAUACUAGUUGAGAUUCGAAAGCGUCUAGGCUCGGAAUGGGUUUCUAAACUCAUAUCUAGAAAUAAUGGCGAAGGUCCUCGCGUGCUCGAUGUCGGUGCAGGUGGAGCUGGUCUGGCAGCCUGGGAGCAAGUUUUGCAAGCUGAAUGGGAGAUUAUGUCCGAAGGGGGGAAGAGACCAAAGCAUGGACCACCAGGAAAGAAAACAGUUGUGGUUGGAUCUGAACAUUUACGCCAACGAAUAUCGCGAUUUCUCGAUAAUACCACAUUUCUCCCUCGGCUACCCGACUAUGUGCACUCUGGUCACCAACCCGACCUAUUGGACUCUGGCGGCAACCCAUUGCCCAAAAAGAAAUUCGACGUCAUUAUCGCUUCUCAUCUGAUGAUGCCCAUAAAAAGAGAGUUCCAACGCAAGGCCAUGUUGGAUAAUCUGUGGGAAUUUCUGUCGCCUGAAGGCGGUGUCCUGAUCGUGAUGGAGAAAGGCCAUCCACGGGGUUUUGAAGCGGUAGCAGAUGUUCGUUCCCGACUGCUCAACGAAUUCAUUGUCGCGCCCGGCUCUGGUCCUCUCCCCGAGUCUAUUGAAACAGAGGACCAACGAGUCCGCGAAGACGGCAUGAUUAUUGCUCCUUGUACCAAUCAUAAGGCAUGUCCCAUGUACUUGACACCAGGACUCAGUGGUGGGAGAAAGGAUUUCUGCCACUUCAGCCAACGAUACAUUCGACCAGCGUUUCUCCAGAAGGUGCAUGGAAGCACGCAUCGUAAUCACGAGGAUAUUAAUUUUAGCUUUGUCGCUAUUCAACGUGGAAAAUUACCUGACAUGGAGGCAACCCCCGUCCCUGAGGAUGCAGCAGAUAUGGCUGAGAAUGCCUUCAAGGGAUACGAGAAUGCGACGGAACAGCCCAAUCCACUAGCACUCCCUAGAAACAUUCUCCCUCCUCUUAAGCGCCGUGGUCAUGUGACGCUCGACCUCUGCACACCCCACGGAAAGAUCGAGAGAUGGACCGUUCCUAAAAGUUUCAGCAAGACGGCAUAUCACGAUGCGCGCAAGGCGCAGUGGGGAGAUCUUUGGGCUUUAGGGGCCAAGACCAGAGUCCCUAGGAAUAUCCGACUCGGAAAAGGAGGCCCGGUACCUAAUGACGGCGGCGUACGGGCUCGCGCGGCUCAGGGAGGAAAUAAACCAAGAGUCAUUCAUCUUUCAGCCAACUCGGGCGGUAUAUACAGCGCUCACGAGAAAGUCAAGGUGCACGGCCCCGCGGAGAGGAGGACUAAAGGAGGGAAGAAGGCGAAGGUACAGAAUUUGCUGAAGGAGCUUCGCGAGGAUGGAUUCAGCUAAACAAGGUCACAAUUGUGAAAAGUCAAAGCUUGCGUCAAACCUCCCAGAAAUUGUAUUAUUACUUAUAAGUCUCGCCAACGACAUGUAUAUAAGCCGGGAAAGAAGUCUGUUGUAGUCACAACUUAGUCCAUUCAGGAAUUGCCGUCGAGGAAAACGCAAUAUCAACCCAGUUAAACUAUUCAUGCGCAUCUAGUAUUCGGGUAUUUGAACAUAAAUGAAUAGAUAAUUUACCUGACGC
Messenger RNA from Annulohypoxylon truncatum, 2787 nucleotides. RefSeq names its product Rsm22-domain-containing protein. Bases 120 to 2549 code for a protein of 809 amino acids. The record is from RefSeq and is a predicted model, not a curated record. Gene Ontology annotation, molecular function: structural constituent of ribosome; methyltransferase activity. Lineage: Eukaryota; Fungi; Ascomycota; Sordariomycetes; Xylariales; Hypoxylaceae. The transcript has a single exon. Gene Ontology annotation, cellular component: mitochondrial small ribosomal subunit. Gene Ontology annotation, biological process: translation.